Ochotona princeps (American pika) is the source of this 1996-nucleotide messenger RNA. RefSeq names its product basic helix-loop-helix family member e22 (gene BHLHE22). Gene Ontology annotation, molecular function: protein dimerization activity. Bases 778 to 1896 code for a protein of 372 amino acids. NCBI's taxonomy places the organism in Eukaryota, Metazoa, Chordata, Mammalia, Lagomorpha, Ochotonidae. The record is from RefSeq and is a predicted model, not a curated record. The transcript has a single exon.
UCUAAGUAGGGCUUUUAGUGUGCUCAUUGAUGAGUGAAAGUCGCCACACAUGUCAAGCUAAAGGCAGUUGUUGGGUUACUAACAGGACCCAGCGCCUUGCAAACAUAUGCGCUAAGCUGUGUAUACAGAUGGCAGGCAGAAUAAUGGAGCAGGCGCCUUUUAUAAAGCCCUAGCUGCUGCCUGUCUUCAGACCUGGGAAAUGAAACUAUUCAGACUCGCGGCCAGACAGCGCCUGCGAUUGUUUGUUACCGUUUUAAUCCUAUUAAUUAAAACGUUAACCUGAUUGGGUAGCAAGCGCUGUCCCAACAGGCGAGUCUUCUUCAUAAUAACCUACUCAGAGAUAAUGAUGUAAAAGACUCCCCCGUCUGUGGCGGCGGCUGGUUGAUGGGUCCGGAAAUCUCUUGAAGGUGAAUCCAAGCAAGAUAAACGGUACGGAGAGGAGGCGCGGGCUGGGCUCAGACCAGCGGCGGCGGCGGCGGCUCCACUCCCUCCGCGCCCACCCUCCCACCAUGCGGGGCCGCGGCCCAUGGUGAGCCCCAGUAGCCAGCACCAUCGGCUGGAGACGAAGAAGAAGAAGAAGAGGAGGCGGCGAGCGCGGGGGAAGGCGAAAAAGAAAAAGAAAGAAGGGGAGAGGGCUGCGGGCAGCACCAGGACCGACGCGCGCACCAGCUCCGGAGCCCAGCUCGCGUGCGCUUGCAGAGCCGCCUGAAUCCCGAGCCCGGGCGGCGGCGGCGGCGGCGGGAGAGCCGGGCCUGGGCUGCGCGCCCAAGGCGGACCAUGGAGCGCGGGCUGCACCUCGGCGCGGCGGCGGCCGCGGGCGAAGACGACCUCUUCCUGCACAAGAGCCUGAGCGCAUCCACCGCCAAGCGCUUGGAGGCGGCUUUCCGCUCCACGCCCCCGGGCAUGGACCUGUCCCUGGCACCGCCGCCUCGGGAACGCCCGGCGUCCUCCUCCUCCUCCUCGCCCCUCGGCUGCUUCGAGCCGGCUGACCCCGAGGGGGCAGGGCUGCUUCUGCCGCCGCCUGGGGGAGGUGGCGGUGGCGGCGCGGGAGGUGGCGGUGGCGGAGGGGUGGGUGUCCCCGGGCUGCUGGUGGGCUCAGCCGGCGUCGGAGGCGACCCCAGCCUGAACAGUCUGCCGGCAGGGGCCUCCCUGUGCCUCAAAUACAGCGAGAGCGCGAGCCGGGGCUCGGUGGCCGAGAGUAGCGGCGGCGAGCAGAGCCCCGACGACGACAGCGACGGUCGCUGCGAGCUGGUACUGCGGGCGGGAGGCACCGACCCGCGGGCCUCCCCGGGCGCGGGGGGCGGUGGCGCCAAGGCGGGCGAAGGCUGCUCCAACGCCCAUCUCCACGGCGGCGCCAGCGGCGCCCCGGGGGGCCCCGGCGGCGGCAGUGGCGGGGGCAGCGGCGGUGGCGGCGGGAGCAGUAGCAGCAGCAGCAGUAGUAGCAGCAGCAGCAAGAAAUCCAAAGAGCAGAAGGCGCUGCGGCUCAACAUCAAUGCCCGGGAGCGCCGGCGGAUGCACGACCUGAACGAUGCGCUGGACGAGCUGCGCGCCGUGAUUCCCUACGCACACAGCCCCUCGGUGCGGAAGCUCUCCAAGAUCGCCACGCUGCUGCUCGCCAAAAACUACAUCCUCAUGCAGGCGCAGGCCCUGGAGGAGAUGCGGCGCCUCGUCGCCUACCUCAACCAGGGCCAGGCCAUCUCGGCCGCCUCCCUGCCCAGCUCCGCGGCCGCAGCGGCUGCGGCCGCUGCCCUGCACCCUGCGCUCGGCGCCUACGAGCAGGCGGCCGGCUACCCGUUCAGCGCCGGGCUCCCCCCGGCCGCCUCCUGUCCGGAGAAGUGUGCCCUGUUCAACAGCGUCUCCUCCAGCCUUUGCAAACAGUGCACGGAGAAGCCUUAAACACCCCCUCCCGCCCCCGUGUCCCCCCGGAAAACACAGGACGGACCCAAAAGCUAGAAAAACCCGAGAAGCUGCUCCCCACCCCACCCACCCCACACCG